CUAAAACGUUACGUGUGCCGAGUGCCGACCAAUAAAAGAACAAUAAUGUUUAGUUGUUUACUGCAGAGAGUCUUGAAUAGAGAGCAUAGGAGGAGGUGAUAUCCAGCAAAGUCUUCGCCUUUCAAUCUCUGUGAUGGACUGUUGAUUUCUUUGUAAGCCUUUGGACAAGAGGGCGAGGUGUGUGUGUGUAUUGGUUGUAGUAGAAAAACUCGGAAGAUACUAACAGCAAAUGGGUCUCUAGUUCCCUCUUGUUACCCAAAACCUGCUUUAGCAUCUACAACAUUCUGAGAAUAAAUAAAAAAAUGCAUCUGUGGCCAUCGUUGAAACUUAGAAACUCUUUCAAGAGCACUAGCAAGAAGAGAUAUCAGAGGACUAACAGCAGCGGGCAACACAGCCAAAGCAAUCAACAGAGACUCCUAGAAUCUGGCCCUGAGAUUCCAUCUGGUAGCUGGUUUAGUGUUGUCUGCGGAGAUCUUGCCAUGGUUCUCUCUUGCUGCUUCUGUUGUUUCUGCUGCGGAGCUUGCAUUUAUGAGGAAGAGAAUUGAUGCUAAGCUGCGCCAGAGCUCCCACUGGAGGGAGUAAGUGGCAGAUAGUUAUAUCUCUUAUAAAGUAUACACACUCUUCUCAAAAUGUAGCAUAUCAUUUCCAUUGAAUUUCUGAAUUCAUAUCUUUAGCUUUUCUACAAUCAACUACUCCCUCCGUUUUUUUAUUAUAAAUCGUUUUAGAACUAUACACAUGGAUUAAGAAAAUCUUUAAUUUUUUAGAUUUUCUAGACAAAAACAUCAUUAAUUGUUUAUCUAAUCACAAUUCAACCAAUACAAAAAUAGAAGAUAUUUUAUCAUUGAUUAUACUGCAUUAAGUGUAAAUAAAUUUUACAUAGAAAACCGAAAACGACUUAUAAUUUGGAACAAAUGAACUUCUCUAAAACGACUUAUAUUAAGAAACCGAAGGAGUAUUAUAUUAUACUGUUAAAGUUGUCUGAUUAGUGUUAUUAGUGAACUGUUUUUAAAUAUCUGAAACCAUACUUGUAAUCAAAACUCAAUAAAACACAUUUGUUAUGUUAACUUGUUGGUGAUUCCUCCUCCAUAGCUUCCCCACCUAUUGAUGACCUGCCACAUCAUGAUAACAGUAUCUUCUUUUCUCAUCAUCAAUCCACCAUUCAAAAGUAUGUCAUCUAACGCGCUUUGCAGAGGACAUUGAAUUUCUUAUUUCCCUCGUAUUAAACAAGGAAGAAGUAUUCAAACUUUAGGCCCAAGAUUCAAAUGGAUCUAACUACAUAGCCCAAACUUUGGACUAAUGUCAGUUAAAUACGAAAGUAGUACUCUGUAGCUAGUGUCGGCUCUCGCUCGCUACUUUGUCACUCGUAUUUCCUCGGAGCAUACACACACUGUAGCUACGUGUCUCUCAAACAUCAUCGUGCAAACUGGACUUGAAGGAACCCUAUUCUAGAAUGUCUCAGCCACAGGUAUACCCUGUUGCACAAGAACCACCAGCACAACCGCAAGACUUGCAGAUACAGAGUGAUGACUUGGAAGAAGUAGAGUUGCUACAACAGAACGCUAACGCUUAGCUCUAGAAUGAAGAUCCUUACCCUUACUUCCAUCCACGCCAUGUUUCUGUACUUUGUAAUUAGUUUCCAUGGUUUUAGCUUCACCCCACCUUCACUUCUUUAGACAUUGAAUCUUACGUAUUUAUGUUGGGUCCGAGUCCAUUUUAAUAUAUGUAUCAACCUAUGGUUUUUGAUC
Raphanus sativus (radish) is the source of this 1745-nucleotide messenger RNA. RefSeq lists its product as uncharacterized. Lineage: Eukaryota; Viridiplantae; Streptophyta; Magnoliopsida; Brassicales; Brassicaceae. The transcript is spliced from 4 exons. The coding region runs from base 303 to 545 and encodes 80 amino acids. The record is from RefSeq and is a predicted model, not a curated record.